Messenger RNA from Hibiscus syriacus, 498 nucleotides. RefSeq lists its product as uncharacterized. Bases 1 to 498 code for a protein of 165 amino acids. The transcript has a single exon. NCBI's taxonomy places the organism in Eukaryota, Viridiplantae, Streptophyta, Magnoliopsida, Malvales, Malvaceae. The record is from RefSeq and is a predicted model, not a curated record.
AUGGCCGAGCAGACGCCGUUGAAGCGCGAGAGAGAAGAAACCCAGAUCCCAGAUGAAGAAACAAAACGCCAUAAAUCAUACAAUCACAUCCUCUCUUUGCUCGAAGUAGAAGACGACGAGCCAAACCAGGACUUGUCUUCUCUAAUCAUCACUUUACAACAGGAACUCUCUUCCGACUUCGUUUUAGAUGACAUACUUAUCUUCCCUACAACUAAUGCUACCUUAGAAGCUAACCAAGAAAACCCCAGGCCCUCAACCACAACAGAGACGAGCGACACCGCCACCGGCGCCGCAGACGGUGGAAAUCAGGAUGAUAAAGAGCAAGUCAUACGGCAUUUGCUUGAAGCUUCUGAUGAUGAGCUUGGGAUUCCUAAUAGAGAAGGUGCUUUUGAGUUUGAACAAAGUUUUGACAAUGGCGGAAAUGGGUUUGCUUUGUGUGAUAGGUUAUGGGAACUUGAAGACGAGGCUGCUAAUUACUAUACCUUGUUAAAGUCUUAA